GGCGCAAGGUAGCAAAACAUCCACGUAAAGGUACCUACCUGUAUGUUGAUCGUGCCGGAGAUUAGCCACACUGAGCAAGUCCAUCCCGAAGGCUCCCCUCAACGUGGGCGUGUCUAUCCAUCCCUAGUGUACACUGCAAGUGGCCGUUCAAAUAGGCCAAUGGGGGGUAUCAGGCGGCUCUUUUUUGCCCUUCUCUUUCCUCCGCCGUUGGCAGCAGCAGCUACAAACCCCUGGUCCCGAAGCACUGACCCUCCUCACUCCUAACACAUUGCCCUGCCUUUUCUUCUUUUCCAACCCCCGAGACAAAAGGCGAAAAGAGAAGAAAGGAAACAAGAAACGAGAUUACCCACUCACACAUUUGCCGAACAUACCCUUGACGAGGGGGGAA
Bipolaris sorokiniana ND90Pr is the source of this 388-nucleotide messenger RNA. RefSeq lists its product as uncharacterized. Bases 43 to 264 code for a protein of 73 amino acids. The record is from RefSeq and is a predicted model, not a curated record. The transcript has a single exon. Lineage: Eukaryota; Fungi; Ascomycota; Dothideomycetes; Pleosporales; Pleosporaceae.